This is a messenger RNA of Ooceraea biroi (clonal raider ant), 2145 nucleotides long. RefSeq names its product HEAT repeat-containing protein 3. Gene Ontology annotation, biological process: protein import into nucleus; ribosomal large subunit biogenesis. NCBI's taxonomy places the organism in Eukaryota, Metazoa, Arthropoda, Insecta, Hymenoptera, Formicidae. The record is from RefSeq and is a predicted model, not a curated record.
AAUCACGCAUGCGUAGAUAGCCCGGCAAGUUUGUGAACACGAAUUCCAUACUUCCAUGCGUGUCGCUUAACCUUUAUGGUCGGACGUGCUCCGUUAUCGACAAUUGUUGAAAACAAUUUUUUAUAAUGGGUAAACAGAAACGAUCACGACAAAAGCCUCACAAGACAAAUCCCACUGGACUGCCGUCCGUUAAGGAUUUCGAGGAAGCUGAGGAACUCGUGGAGAGUGAGAAGGACAAGACUCUGCAAAAUAUGUUCGAUGAUGUACAAUCGUUGAAUCUCGAGGAGAAGUUGUCUGCGUUGCAAACAUUAGGAUCAAUGUCUUAUGACUCUUCUAUGGCCCAACAGAUUGCUAAGGAUGGAGUAGCAAGAAUAAUUGGACCGCUGUUAGUGGAUUGUAACGCUGCCAUAAGGGCCAAUACUGCAAGUGCGCUGAAGGAUAUUGCUAAAAAUGGUGGAGAAAGUGCUUAUACUGAUCUGCUUAAAGAUGACAUUAUGACUCCGUUAACUGCAUUAAUGAAACAGUACUAUUCAGAUUGGCAACCAAAAGGGUGUAAAAACAAAGACAUAAGGGAUGAGAAGGAAGCUUUCAUUCAAGCAGUUGGCUUGUUGUGGACGUUAUGUGCGAACAAUGAGAGUGCAGUCAAAUGUGCUAACCAGGAGGAUUUGGCAUCAUUCUUGACAAAGUUUUUGGAUAUUGAUACAUAUGGAAUACAGAUCACUUCAAUCAGUGUACAGUGCCUGGUAUGCCUAUCGGACGAAAACAUAACUGCCAUUACGGAAAUUAAAAGGAACGAGUCGGUUCUACUUGGCCUCCUGGAUCUGAAAGCGAACGAUAAAAAUACUACCAAGGUGCUGUCCCUAAAAACGUCCGUAGCCGAGCUAUUGAUCAAUAUAAGCAGUCCCACGGACAGCAAUUGGACGCAUGUACUUUCCAAAGUGUUAACGGUGCUCUCCGCAGUACUUGUUAUUGACCAUGAGCAGAUACUGUCUAGCUUGACAUCCGUUUUACCUCACGAGAAUAACGCUGCCACAAGCGAGAAGAAGAAGAAGGUGCAAGAGAACAGGACGAUACUUGAGGCGCAAGAACAAGCCUUACAAAUUUUGGCAAACUUGUGUUUCGAGGACGAGGACGCGAUCGACUCUGAUUCCGAGACUAUGGAAAUGGAACCUGACUGUCUGGAUGACGAUUCCAUGGAUGACAAUUUGAAGAUAACGUCGACAUUACCAGUUGAAUUGGUCGAAGUUAUAAACAGUUGUAAUAUAAUCGAUAUCAUUUGGAAAAAGAGUGGUUCCGUCGUGGAUAAAGACAGCCGGGAAAUAUUGGAACAAAACACGGAGGGAAGAGCUGUGUUAAAGCAGUUUUACGACAUACGAUGCGCGGCAUAUUUAUGUUUAAAUAAUCUCUUGCCUAGCUUGGAUAUCGAUGCUUUUGGCGGUAUCGAUAAUUUAUACAGGAAGUGGCUGGAUAUCGGAACUAUCGUGUUUAAAGAGCGAGACAAAAAUCCAGAUAACAUACAGCUGUUGGAAGCAGCUAGUGCCGCUAUGAGAGCCAUCCUUGAACAACUGGCGACGGUACGGGCCAACAUUUUUAAAGUGUUAACCGUAUCCGACAUCCAGCCGAUGUUAUACGCUGAACCUCAAUGCUCGAAUGCGAGUAUCCGCGUCAAUAUAAUAAGGAUGUUCUGUAAUCUGGUGCAGAUCCUACUGAACCACGAAAUUGCGGAGAAUUAUGAAAUUAUAAAGUACGUUUCUACAGUUUUAUUAGACAUUUCUACGACGGAAACGCAAGCGUGGGUCAUGGCGGAAUCCAUUGACGCGUUGAUAGAUAUAUUCGCGGAAGACGCAACUGAUCAAUUAGCAGUAGAUAUCAAAUUAAUACCGAGGUUACAAUCAUUAAUACCGCAGUUCAAGAGCAAGGUACGACAGCAAAAGAAAAGUUCAGGCGAUGGCAAAUCGGUAAUAUCGACUGUAAAUACAAAUCUGACGAGAUUUAUCAAAUAUAAAGAAAAGCGUAUAAGGAAUCUUGUAUAAAGAAAUAAACGUGUUAUUAAAGUUGGAUCAUGAUUGUUAGUCCCACAACUUUGUAGAGAUCGUGUAAGUGGUAUUUUUAUAUAAAUUAUUAUAUAAAAAAAAAUGGUUUUAA